This is a messenger RNA of Rhinolophus ferrumequinum (greater horseshoe bat), 1743 nucleotides long. It is a transcript of the gene GJA10, whose product is annotated as gap junction protein alpha 10. Gene Ontology annotation, biological process: cell communication. Gene Ontology annotation, cellular component: connexin complex. The record is from RefSeq and is a predicted model, not a curated record. Lineage: Eukaryota; Metazoa; Chordata; Mammalia; Chiroptera; Rhinolophidae.
AUCAGAGCCUUUAUAUCUGUAACCAGCAGCAAUUGUUCCACUCAUUAGCCAUGCAUAGUCCAACUUCAAGGUUCUUUGAGCCGGUUGUUAUUUUUUUGGCCACCUAUAAGACAGUAGUCUCUUACCAUGGGAGACUGGAACUUAUUGGGUGGCAUCCUAGAGGAAGUUCACUCGCACUCAACCAUAGUGGGGAAAAUCUGGUUGACCAUCCUCUUCAUUUUCCGAAUGUUGGUACUUGGUGUGGCUGCUGAAGAUGUCUGGGAUGAUGAACAGUUAGCAUUUGCCUGCAACACCAAGCAGCCAGGUUGCAACAAUAUCUGUUAUAAUGAUGCGUUCCCUAUCUCUUUGAUCAGGUUCUGGGUUUUACAGAUCAUUUUUGUGUCUUCUCCCUCUCUGGUGUAUAUGGGCCAUGGCUUUUAUAGGCUCAGGGCCUUUGGAAAGGAGAGGCAGAGGCAAAAGUCACACCUUAGUGCCCACAUGGAGAAUCCAGGGCUUGAAUUGGAGGAGCAACAAAGGAUAGAUAGAGAACUGAGAAGGUUAGAGGAGCAGAAGAGGAUCCAUAAAUUCCCUCUGAAAGGUUGUCUGCUGCGUACUUAUAUCUUACACAUCUUGAUCAGAUCUGUCCUGGAAGUAGGGUUUAUGAUAGGCCAAUAUAUUCUCUAUGGGUUUCAAAUGCAUCCCUUCUACAAGUGCACUCAACCUCCAUGCCCCAAUGCAGUGGAUUGCUUUGUAUCAAGGCCCACAGAGAAAACCAUCUUCAUGCUCUUUAUGCACACCAUUGCAGCCAUCUCUGUCCUUAAUGUACUAGAAAUAUUUCAUCUGGGAAUCAGAAAAAUCAUGAGGGCACUUUACGAGAAGUCCAGCAGGGAGAGCAUGGAGGAUGAAACAGGCCCUCCAUUCCAUUUGAAAAAAUAUUCAGUGCUGCAGCAGUGUAGGAUUUGCACCCUGUCUGAAAGAAUUUCUGUAAUUCAAGCCAACAAUUAACAGCAAGUCAUCCGGGUCAAUGUGCCAAAGUCUAAAACUUUGUGGCAAAUCCCACAGCCCAGGCCACCAGAGGUAGACCCUUGCCGCAGUAGGAAAGACUGGGCUGAGGAUCAGCACAGUGGACAGCUCCAUGUCCACAGCCUGUGGUCCUGGGAUGACUGUGCUAGAUUUCAGCACCCGGGACAGCGACCAGACCAUUCCUCCUUUGGCCUAACAAAGACAAUGUCCCAGUCUUGGCUAGCUGCAACAGUGGCUCCUACGCACUGUCCGCCUUAUGCAAUAGGAGCCUGGGAGAAGUCUCAGGACCUGCCACCCUCAGAGGAGCCUCUUACACGUUUGCACAGUCACUGCAGAAACAGCGAUGGUAGCAUGAGAGAGAGUGGGGUCUGGACAGACAGAUCUCACUUGGGCAGUCGCAAGGCCAGCUUUCUGUCCAGGUUGCUGUCUGAGAAGGUACAGCUGCACAGUGACUCAGGAAGCUACAGUUCUCGGGAUAGCUCUGGCUUGGGCUUUCCUCACCGGGAAAACAGCCCCUCACUUCUGCCUUCAUCCACUGGGCACAGAACAUCAAUGGUAAGUAAACACAGACAGACUGUGAGCAUGGAACUAUCACAAGAGGUGUUCCACUCUGGCCACUUCUUAGCCUUCCCUUUCAUCCUUCCUGGUAUGUAUGUCUGUGUUGAGAGGGAGAGAAGAAGAGGGAGAUUAAUUUAUGGAGAGUUGAUUCAUUCAGUACCUUCAGUUAAAUUCAACUCAUAA